AAAAAAAAGAAAGAAAGAAAGAAAGAGAAAAAUCUUAUUUUGCAUAUAAUCCCCACAUAAAAGAAUUAAUUCGGCUAUAACUAUCAAUACCAAAAUCAUAACCUUAACCAUUACACUGAUCAAAUCACAAAACACAAUAUGCCGCCAUUCUCUAAUCUUUCAUCCCUCUCUCUGGCCUAUCGAUCCUCCCUCGCCCGCAUUCACUCUCCAGUCACCGGCGUCUUCCCCAUCUUGAAAUGUGCUUCUUCUUUUCACCGGCACCACCCGCCAACUGCUUCUGUCCCAUUUCAACAUGUGCAUUAUCAUUCCGUGUUUCAAGACGAACGCAAAAGGGAUGAGUGGAAGGAAGUUACGAAUGGAGAACAAAUGAGAUCACAAUCCGAUGUGGCUUUGAGCAUUGCGAAACGGCUUCUCCAAGACAAUGUAAAGAACUCCAAUAUUGUGUUUUCGCCAUUGUCAAUCCAAGUUUUGCUGAGUCUUAUUGGUGCUGGUUGUAAUGGCCCCAUUCUUGAUCAGCUUCUGUCCUUCCUGAAAGCAAACUCCAUUGACCAACUCAACCACUUUGGUUCGUUUGUAACAUCCAAUCUCUUGGCCGACGCCUCUCGCACCGGCGGACCUAAACUCUUAUUUGCCAAUGGACUUUGGCUCAAUCAAUCACACUCUCCCAAGCAUUCUUUCAAACAUAUUGUCGAAACUUAUUAUAAAGCCACCCUCCGUCAAGCCGAUUUUCACACUAAGGGUGAAGAAGUGGUUUUGGAAGUGAACUCAUGGGUUAAAGACAAAACUAAAGGACUCAUUACCGAUAUUCUUCUCCCCGGAUCAGUUGAUAGACUAACUCAGAUCAUUCUUGUAAAUGCACUUUACUUCAAAGGGGUUUGGACAAAUAAAUUUAAUGAUUCAGAAACAAAAAAGGAGGAUUUUUACCUAGUUGAUGGGAGUUCCAUUAAGACCCCUUUCAUGAGCAGCAGUAAGGAUCAAUAUAUAGCUGCAUACGAUGGGUUUAAAGUUCUUACAAUGCCGUAUCGACAAGGCCAAGAUAAAGAUCGUCGUUUCUCCAUGUGUAUCUUUCUCCCAGAUGCCAAAGAUGGAUUGGCAUCAUUGAUCGAAAAGGUAGACUCUGAGUCCGGGUUCAUGGAUCGCCACAUUCCGCGUAAGAAAGUUGAAGUGGGUGAAUUCAAAAUUCCCAAGUUCAAAGUGAGUUAUGAAUUUGAAGUUUCGGAUGUGUUAAAGAAGUUGGGAUUGGUUUUACCUUUUGAAGAAAGGAGUUUAUUAGAAAUGGUGGAGACAGAAACAGGUGAACUGACAUUUGUUUCAAGCAUUUUUCACAAGUCGAUCAUUGAAGUCAACGAAAAGGGGACUGAAGCUGCAGCUGCUUCUGUUUAUUUAUGCGGUUUAACUUGUUCGAUGGAGUGUGUAAAGAGAAUAAACUUUGUUGCUGACCAUCCCUUCUUGUUUGCAAUCAGAGAAAACGUAACAGGAACUUUGCUUUUUGUUGGCCAAGUGCUACAUCCUACUCUGUGACUCAAAACAUUGAACUUUAUUAUGUCGUAUCCACUUCAAUUUUCUAA
Molecule: messenger RNA, 1568 nt
Organism: Cucumis sativus (cucumber)
Lineage: Eukaryota; Viridiplantae; Streptophyta; Magnoliopsida; Cucurbitales; Cucurbitaceae
Product: serpin-ZX
Exons: 3
Coding region: 139-1521 (460 amino acids)
Molecular function (GO): serine-type endopeptidase inhibitor activity
Source: RefSeq, a predicted model, not a curated record